GACAGCUCAGCAUCUCUAUCUGCACCUUCCGCUCUUGUUAUCUCUCCGACCGCUCUCUCUUAGCCCCUUUCUCUCGCCCAAAACACCGCACAAGCGAUGCCAUUCGAUCUCGACCACUGUAUCGAGCAGCUGCUGCACAAGCGUCUGCUGGGAGAGCCACUCAUCCGUGAGAUAUGCGAGAAGACGAAGGAAGUGCUCAUGCGAGAGAGCAAUGUCGUGCAUAUCCAGGCGCCUGUUACGGUCGUAGGGGAUAUACAUGGGCAGUUUUAUGACUUGGUGGAGAUAUUUAGAAUAGGAGGGUACUGCCCAAAUACAAAUUAUCUCUUUCUUGGGGACUACGUGGACCGUGGACUCUUCAGCGUCGAGACGAUAACCUUGCUUACGUGUCUGAAACUUCGAUAUCCGGACCGGGUACAGCUCAUCAGAGGGAAUCAUGAAUCACGAGCUGUUACGCAGACCUACGGGUUUUACACUGAGUGCAUACGAAAGUACGGCAGUCCGAACGUGUGGAUAUAUUUUACGGAUAUGUUUGAUUUCCUCACGCUGAGUGUGGUGAUUGAUGACCGAAUAUUCUGCGUGCAUGGCGGCUUGUCGCCGAGCAUACAUUCGAUUGACCAGAUCAAGGUGGUGGAUCGAUUUAGAGAGAUCCCGCACGAAGGUCCCAUGGCAGACCUUGUGUGGUCCGACCCGGAUUCUGACAAAGAAGACUUUGCAAUCUCCCCCCGUGGGGCAGGAUAUACCUUCGGUUCUCAAGUAGUGCGCAAGUUCCUCGAGAUAAACCACAUGUCGCAUAUCCUCCGUGCGCACCAGCUGUGCAUGGAAGGCUUCAGCGUAUCGUUCGACAACCGGCUGAGCACCGUCUGGAGCGCGCCGAAUUACUGUUAUCGGUGUGGGAACUCGGCGAGUAUAUUGGAAAUCGGACCUGGACAGGAAAUGCACUUUAAUGUCUUUGAAGCGGCCCCUGAGAACGAGAGGGAUGGACCGCAGCAGGCCCAGCAGGCUUCGAUGAUGAAGAUCGAGUAUUUCCUCUAAUCCGGGUUCGGGGCAUCCGCACAUAGGGUUUCGAUCAUAUACAGUGUCUUUCAGAACAUCCUAUGCAUGGGAGGAGGGAAUAUGUAUCCUAGUUG
Dacryopinax primogenitus is the source of this 1127-nucleotide messenger RNA. RefSeq names its product Metallo-dependent phosphatase. The record is from RefSeq and is a predicted model, not a curated record. The transcript has 7 exons. Gene Ontology annotation, cellular component: FAR/SIP/STRIPAK complex. Gene Ontology annotation, molecular function: protein serine/threonine phosphatase activity. The coding region runs from base 97 to 1032 and encodes 311 amino acids. Lineage: Eukaryota; Fungi; Basidiomycota; Dacrymycetes; Dacrymycetales; Dacrymycetaceae. Gene Ontology annotation, biological process: peptidyl-serine dephosphorylation.